AACCCCUCCUGUAAUGCCUGGGGAAGCUGCCCGUUAAGAGGCCAGCUGUAGAGGAUCGAAGGGGUUAAUGUCCGCGCAGCUCUGCGCAGCAGCAGUCGUGGGAGGGGAGACAGCGGGAAAUGGAAACUGAAAGUAACUUAUUCGCGCGGAAAGUUUUUUGUCCGGUCUCGGUUCAUUUUUGUCUGGUGCAGAAAUGGCCUCGAGACGGCCGUGCUGCUUGCUGUGCGGGAAGUCCGAAGAGAACUCCGUGACGGGACCGCUCGCGACUAAAGACGGCAUCACCGCGCAUCAGAACUGUCUCCUAUACGCCUCCGGUAUCUACUGCAAAGACUCCCCGGAAUAUGACGACCUCUUCGGAUUCUCGGUGGAGGACGUGAAGCAGGAGGGCAAGAGAGGCAAAAAGCUGCGGUGUCACUCCUGUAAACACAGGGGAGCCACGGCUGGCUGUGAGGUGAAGCGUUGUACCCGCUCCUACCACUACCCCUGCGCUGUUCACUCCAAUGCAGACUUCAUAGAAAACCAGAGCAACGGCCUCUUCCAACUAUUCUGUGAGCAGCACCGUCAGAAAGCCAAUGGAUCUGCUCAGAAUGAUGGAGCCACUAACCAAGGAGAAGGAUCAAAAGCUAGACAGGAUGUGAUUUGA
Molecule: messenger RNA, 643 nt
Organism: Clupea harengus (Atlantic herring)
Lineage: Eukaryota; Metazoa; Chordata; Actinopteri; Clupeiformes; Clupeidae
Gene: phf11
Product: PHD finger protein 11
Exons: 6
Coding region: 194-643 (149 amino acids)
Cellular component (GO): nucleus
Source: RefSeq, a predicted model, not a curated record